AUGCCAAACGUCAUCAAAAUGACAAAUAGAUCAUUGACCUGUUACUGUGGUGGAGAGAGAGAUUUGUCUAAAGUUGAAGUUCAAUGUUGCCUUUGUCUUCGAUACUGUCAUCAAGAAUGUUUAUCUCUAAGCACUGGACCAAUGCUUCCUUUCAUGACAAAUUACCAAUUCGUGUGUAAAGACUGUUCACAGGACAAAACUGAUGAAAACUUUCUAAAGAAAAACGCAACAUUCAAUCAAUUAUGCACGACUGCAUUGGCAAAUUUAACUCAACAAUCAGCGACGCAAACAUUCUUUUCGCGAGAUCGAGAAAUUAUACCAUUCAUCGAUGAAAAAUGGGAUUUAUUAACAUUUUCACAAAAGAAAAACAAACCAACAUUACACGCAUCAGUUUACAAAGCAUUAGCACGUGAAGAUCUUUUCGUCGCAUCGGAAAUCAACGGCGAAGUGAUGAUUGCAUUACGUGAACGAUCUUUAGAAAGAAUCGGCCCAACGAAUGAAAAACCUCACGAAUUCAUCAAUUCCAACAUUAAUCGUGCUCAAUCUCCAGGCACAUCUAAUCUUACAAAUUCUCUUCUCUCAUCAUCGAACACAAUUUCUGCUCAAUCCAAUCAAUCUGGCAACGGCACAUUUCAUGGAUCAUCAUCAGCGAAUAGUGUUUCAUCGUUAGCGAAUAGUGAAGUGACACGGCGAACAAGUAAACGAAAACUAGCCAAUGAAAACUCGAUGAAUGCCAAACGACGCGGCGAAGUACCGAAAUUAGAACGAUUAAUACCAAAAACUUUCCCACCCGAAUACCCGUUCAACAAAGAAGGAUAUAGAUAUCAUUUAGCAGAGCCAGAUCCACACUCACCAUUUCGACAAAAAUUUGAUGAAACAGAAGUAUGGGCUGGAAAGCCAAUUCCUGGACAUUUAUAUCGAACAUUUAUCGAAACUGAAUGUUUACUAUCGUUGAACGACCGAGCUCAACAACUGAAAUUAAAUGACGAUCGGUUAACAGUGACUGGUGACAAAGGAUACUGUUCUGUUCGAUCAACGCAUCCGGUCUCGCAUGGCGCAUGGUAUUACGAAGUGACAAUAACAUCGAUGCCUCCAAAUACAGGAACACGUAUUGGUUGGGCUCAACAUUUAGCAAAUCUACAAACGCCGAUCGGAACAGAUAAAUUCGGUUAUUCAUGGCGUUCGAGAAAGGGCACCAUCUUUCACGAAGCUUGCGGUUCACAUUACUCGAAUGGUGGUUAUGCAGAAAACGAUGUGUUAGGUUUUUUGAUUAUUUUACCUGAAGUAUCGCAUCCAGAUGUGAUGUUACCACGGAAAUACAAAAAAUUACCAUUGGUAAAGUUCAAGAAUUAUAUCUAUUUCGAAGAACGAGAUGACUUACGUGCAGGAGAAGCAAGUUUGAAAGCAACCGACGGAGGAAAGAUUAUUUUCUACAAAAAUGGUGUUAAUCAGGGUGUAGCGUUUACAAAUAUCUAUGAAGGAAACUAUUAUGCAGCUAUUUCGAUUUAUUAUGGUGCUACGGUAUCUGCCAAUUUCGGUCCAAGCUUUGUUCAUCCACCAACUGAUAGUCCAAUUCCAUGGAAACCGUUAACCGACUCCAUUCCCGAAACAUACUGUACACAUGCAUUGAACGAUCUACUCUUUCAUAUUUCACACGACGAGCAGCACGUUGAUUUCAACGAUCCAGCAACAAUAGGCAAAAAUUCUGGUCGAAAUUCAAGUCGCGACCGAUCUCGUCGGCUGGCUACGCUCAGUGCGCCGUUAUUUGAAUAA
This is a messenger RNA of Adineta ricciae, 1773 nucleotides long. The record is from the annotation of a GenBank genome assembly. Lineage: Eukaryota; Metazoa; Rotifera; Eurotatoria; Adinetida; Adinetidae.